Neomonachus schauinslandi (Hawaiian monk seal) is the source of this 1479-nucleotide messenger RNA. RefSeq names its product interleukin 1 receptor associated kinase 4 (gene IRAK4). Bases 56 to 1438 code for a protein of 460 amino acids. The transcript has 12 exons. Gene Ontology annotation, biological process: protein phosphorylation; signal transduction. NCBI's taxonomy places the organism in Eukaryota, Metazoa, Chordata, Mammalia, Carnivora, Phocidae. The record is from RefSeq and is a predicted model, not a curated record. Gene Ontology annotation, molecular function: magnesium ion binding; ATP binding; protein serine/threonine kinase activity.
CAGCUGGGCGGUGCCGGGGCAGUCCUGGCGCCCAGCUACUGCGCAGGAAUAGAAGAUGAACAAACCCAUAACAUCUUCAACAUAUGUGCGCUGCCUCAGUGUUGGACUAAUUAGGAAGCUGUCAGAUUUUAUUGAUCCUCAAGAAGGAUGGAAGAAGUUAGCGGUAGCUAUUAAAAAACCAUCUGGUGAUGAUAGAUACAAUCAAUUUCACAUAAGGAGAUUUGAAGCAUUACUUCAAACUGGAAAAAGUCCCACUUGUGAAUUACUGUUUGACUGGGGCACCACAAAUUGCACAGUUGGUGAUCUUGUGGAUCUUUUGAUUCAAAAUGAGUUUUUUGCCCCAGCAAGUCUUUUGCUACCAGAUGCUGUUCCCAAAACGGUUAAUACGCUACCUUCUAAAGAAGCUGUAACGGUUCAGCAGAAACAGAUGCCUCUAUAUGGUAAAGACAGGACAUUUGUGUUACCUGUGCAGAAUCUUGAACAAAACUAUAUGCCACCUGACUCCUCAAGUCCAGAAAAUACAAGUUUAGAAGAUAGCGAUACACGUUUUCACAGUUUUUCAUUUUAUGAAUUGAAGAAUGUCACCAAUAACUUUGAUGAAAGACCCAUUUCUCUCGGCGGCAACAAGAUGGGAGAGGGCGGAUUUGGAGUUGUAUAUAAAGGCUAUGUGAACAACAAAACUGUAGCAGUGAAGAAACUUGCAGCGAUGGUUGACAUUAGUACUGAAGAACUGAAACAGCAGUUUGAUCAAGAAAUAAAAGUUAUGGCAAAGUGUCAACAUGAGAACUUAGUAGAACUGCUUGGUUUCUCAAGUGAUGGAGAUGACCUCUGCUUAGUAUAUGUUUAUAUGCCCAAUGGCUCAUUGCUAGACAGGCUGUCUUGCUUGGAUGAUACUCCACCACUUCCUUGGCACAUGAGAUGCAAGAUUGCUCAAGGUGCAGCUAAUGGCAUCAGUUUUUUACAUGAAAACCAUCAUAUUCAUAGAGACAUUAAAAGUGCAAAUAUCUUACUAGAUGAAGACUUUACAGCCAAAAUAUCUGACUUUGGGCUUGCACGGGCUUCUGAGAAAUUGGCCCAGACAGUCAUGACUAGCAGAAUUGUGGGAACAACAGCUUAUAUGGCACCUGAGGCUUUACGAGGAGAAAUAACACCCAAAUCUGACAUCUACAGCUUUGGUGUGGUUUUAUUAGAAAUAAUAACUGGACUUCCAGCUGUAGAUGAACACCGUGAGCCUCAGUUAUUGCUAGAUAUUAAAGAAGAAAUUGAAGAUGAAGAGAAGACGAUUGAAGACUAUGUUGAUACAAAGAUGAAUGACACUGAUCCCACUUCCAUUGAAACUAUGUACUCUGUUGCUAGUCAAUGCUUGCAUGAAAAGAAAAAUAAGAGACCAGACAUUAAGAAGGUUCAACAGCUGCUGCAAGACAUGACAGCUUCUUAAAAUUUUACUGGAAUAGACUCUUGAUUUUUUUUGUAUACACC